Camponotus floridanus (Florida carpenter ant) is the source of this 5264-nucleotide messenger RNA. It is a transcript of the gene SK, whose product is annotated as small conductance calcium-activated potassium channel protein. The coding region runs from base 504 to 3263 and encodes 919 amino acids. Gene Ontology annotation, molecular function: small conductance calcium-activated potassium channel activity; calmodulin binding. Gene Ontology annotation, cellular component: neuronal cell body; neuron projection; plasma membrane. The transcript has 11 exons. Gene Ontology annotation, biological process: potassium ion transmembrane transport. The record is from RefSeq and is a predicted model, not a curated record. Lineage: Eukaryota; Metazoa; Arthropoda; Insecta; Hymenoptera; Formicidae.
UCUCGUCGGCCGCCGGCUCGUCCGACAACCACGCGCGCUGCUCUGUUUUCUCUCCCUCUUUCUCUAUCUCUCUCUCUUUCUCUGUUUUUUCAACUUUCUCUCUCUCUCUCUCUCUCUCUCUCUCUGUCUUUCUCUUCCUCCCGUCCUCGUUCACCCCUCCCGAUCCCGGUCUCGCGGUACAUCCGGAUUUUUUCCCUGUUUGGCGAGCCGUGCGGCAUUCGCGCGAGGGUGACCGACCCCGUCGCGUCGAGCAGUGGAGUUAUGUUACCGCGCGACUCGCCGCCGCCGCGCCGUGACGUUCCGUGUGCACCUUAAAUUCGACCGGGUUAACUGCCGGGCGAAGAACCGCACCGCGAGGGGUGGCAGAGCAGGCAGAGCAGGCGGAGGCGAUGCAACGCGGCGCGGGGAUGAACGUGCGGGCUGCGUGCUGCCGUCGCCCUGGCGCGAGGGGACGUUAAGGGGAUGGCGACGUAAAGUAGCGGCGGAUUACUAGCCGGCACGAGAUGAACACGAACGGGAACGCGGUUGCGCAGGAAGAUGGUGCCGGUACCGAUUACGGCGGUAACGAGGAGACGGCGGCGCUGCUCGGCAGGCCGCCGCCGCCGCCGGUCGUGGUGGCCGCGGCGUCUCAGGGCAAGCCGGUGCUGACGCGACAGGAUCGGGCAACCUUCCUGGUCGCCUCGCCGCAACUGUCCGUGUCCGGGCUCGGCGGCUCCGAGGAGAGCGGCACCAACGAGGACCCGGCGACCAGAUCGGUACCGGACAUCGAGCUUCACUGCCGGCUGGACGGCGAGCCGCAGCCGUCGCCGCCGCCGCCGCCCCCGCCGCAGAUUCAGCAACCGAUUCAGCCCCAGCAGCAACAGUCGCAGCUACAGGCGUUGUCGGCGUCCUACGGCAGUCGCUCCUCCAGGCAGUCGCAUCAGUACAGGUGUAGGUGCGACCGAAGGGACUCUCUCGCGCCCACCUCUGCCCUUCACUUGGCCCGCAGUGUCUCCAGGGAGAGCGUGAAGAGCGGCCACCAUUGCUGCCCGUGUCAGGCGCCGCCGCCGCCGGUGCUGGUCACCACGUCGCCCAACGCGCGCAUAAUACGGCAGAGCUCGCAGCCGGAGGCGUCCGCGUGUUGCUGCUCCGGCUGUUGCUGCCCGUUGCACACCGGCGCGGCGCCGAGCGCCGCCUCGCUGCGGCAGCUACGCGAGCCAGGUGACGGGAUCGCCGGCAUCGCCGCCGACUCGCUGCGGAUCAAUGGCGGCAUCCGACAAUUCCGCCAGCUGCGGAAGCCAGUGUCGACUCUCUCGAUCCCGGGAGCGAUGAAGAACAGCGGCGGGGUGGCCGGCGGGGGCGGCGCGGGGGGAGCGGCCGGGGUGGCCGCCGGAUGCGGUAGCGCCGGGGGUGCCGGUGCCGGCGAGGACGCCGGCAUCGCCCUCGUGGGUGUCCACACCGAGUAUCCCCGUUACAUGGACGAGCGCAUGCUGGGCGGCGGCGGCUCCCUCAAGGGCCAGUCCGGCGGCGGCAGCAUCGGGCCCGGAUCCAAGCACAAGCCCAACGUCGGCUACCGGCUGGGCAGGCGGAAGGCCCUGUUCGAGAAGCGCAAGCGCAUCAGCGACUACGCCCUCGUGAUGGGCAUGUUCGGCAUCAUCGUCAUGGUCAUCGAGAACGAGCUGUCCAGCGCCGGCGUUUACAGCAAGGCCUCGUUUUACUCGACAGCACUGAAAACCCUGAUCUCUGUGUCUACUGUGAUACUGAUUGGCCUCAUAUUUGCUUACCAUGCCUUAGAAGUUCAGUUGUUCAUGAUCGAUAACUGCGCGGACGACUGGCGGAUCGCGAUGACCUGGCAGCGGAUCGCGCAGAUCUCGGUGGAGCUGACGAUCUGCGCGAUUCACCCGAUUCCGGGCGAGUACUACUUCCUGUGGACGACCAAGCUGGCAAACAAGAACGGCGACAUCGGCUCCAAGUGGGUGCCGUACGACGUCACCCUCUCGUUGCCCAUGUUCCUCAGGCUCUACCUCAUCUGUCGUGUGAUGCUGCUACACUCGAAGCUCUUCACGGACGCGUCGUCGCGUAGCAUAGGGGCCUUGAAUCGCAUCAACUUUAACACCAGGUUCGUCCUCAAGACUCUGAUGACCAUCUGCCCUGGCACGGUGCUGCUGGUCUUCAUGGUCUCUCUAUGGAUCAUCGCCUCGUGGACGUUGCGACAGUGCGAAAGGUUCCACGACGAGGAACACGCAAAUCUCCUCAACGCCAUGUGGCUCAUCGCCAUCACUUUCCUGAGCGUCGGCUUCGGUGACAUUGUGCCCAACACGUACUGCGGUCGAGGUAUAGCCGUCUCCACCGGGAUGAUGGGCGCCGGGUGCACUGCUUUGCUGGUGGCAGUCGUCUCCAGGAAGCUCGAACUUACGCGGGCGGAGAAGCACGUGCACAACUUUAUGAUGGACACGCAAUUGACAAAAAGGUUGAAGAACGCCGCGGCGAACGUGUUGCGGGAAACGUGGCUGAUCUACAAGCACACCCGUUUGGUGAAACGCGUCAAUCCUGGACGCGUGCGGACCCAUCAGCGGAAAUUCCUCUUAGCCAUAUAUGCACUCAGAAAGGUGAAAAUGGAUCAGCGCAAAUUGAUGGACAACGCCAACACUAUAACGGACAUGGCCAAGACGCAAAACACCGUCUACGAGAUCGUCUCGGACAUGAGUACGCGGCAGGACGCGGUGGAAGAGCGUCUAGUGGGUCUGGAGGACCGUCUGGUCGGCCUAGAGGAGAAGCUGACCUCGCUGCAGGGUCAGCUGGAGCUGCUGCCGGAGGAGCUGACCCGCUGUCUGGCUCAGCACGCGGAGCGGAUGGAGCAACGGCGUAAUUUCCUCCAUCCGGAUACCGCGGUAGCCAUGGCAGCUUCCGGCGGCGGUGGCGGCGGCGGAGGAGGAACCAUCUCGUCGGGCACGAGCCUGGGCGUUUCCGGCGGUGGCGGUGCAUCCGUUGCCGCUCACCACCCUCUCGCCAGCCUCUCCAACUCCCCUCUCCUGCCGCACUCGCGCAGCGUGCCCAGCGCACCCAGCACCAUGUCCCUGCACCCGUGGCCGGUCAGCCCGGUCCUACCGCCGGUCUCCAGCCGGACGCCUCACCUGGUGCCGGAGACUGGCAGGCAUCACGGCCUCAGUCACUCCGCCACGGUGACCACCACGACCUCGCAGUCGGCCACCAGACUCACCUCCCAGGCCGGCAUGGGCGGGUUAGGCAACAGCCAAGGCUCGGACACGUCGGCGCACAGCUGAGUCUCGUCUCUGCAGCCGCAGCAUUCGUACUAAAAGGCCCGAGACGCCGGUUUCCGCGUAAUCGCAGACCGCGGCCGUGCCGCGACACUAAUCGGUGAUCACCGACAUAUUAUAUAGUCGACGUAUAGUACUGCCGGGGUAUAUCAAAUUGUACGUUACGGUUGUACGUAGGUCGGCCGGAGGUUCGCACAAAUAAAUAUGAAACAAAUUCCCGUCUAGAGCAAUGUCUCCUCACUUCUACGUUGGCUGUAUCCAAUUGUCGUAUCGCGAUGAUUCGCAUGAAUUUACCGAUGUCUCCGCUGGAAAAUAAUUCCUUCAGUUUCACGAUUUGUUUUUUAGCGCAAAAGUAUAAUCGUCGGAUGCCGCGUGGAUCACAAAGAGACGCUGUUCUAAGCGAGAACGGUGACUAGAUUGAUCAAACACGGCCGUCUGUUUUUCGUGCGAAACUCGUCUAAGGAUGGGCCUUGUUGCGUCCCGCGCGCACCUUCGGGUCUCUCCUCGAGAAGUUGUGCUUUCGUUGAAAUGCAAGAUGCACGGGAUUCGAAAGAAUUCAGAAAUUGCGGCAUACGUAACGACUGUCUGUGAAACGUUGUAUGCGUUAUGUUUCAUCUUUUUGCUCUCACCAUAUUCCUGAAGUAUUUAUGCGCGAGAGGAAUCGACUUUCUACAUCCAUUUAAUCGCCUACUUUCGUCAAUCUUCUCGAUUCCUUCCAAUCCUCAUAAUUCUUAGCUAGUCAAUUUUGACACAAGUACGCAAUUAAAAGGGAUCUGGAUUUCUUUUACAAGACACAGUCGUGCGCGAUCGAGAGAAUUAAACAUUGGCAAACACUUUAUAGAAUAAAUAAUCGAAUCGAUCGAUCUCGAUCGAUUUCAGACGGACACGGAGGAGAGGAACUCUCAAGGUACGCGCGGCUUCUUCCACUAGCUGCGCGCUGCUCCCCUGCCCAACUUGCGUGCCUGAAUAACUGUUUUCUUAAUAAUUAAAUGUACAUUUUCGACAUACACACAAACACACACACACACACACGCACACACAUACAUACAUACAGAAAACUCUCCACCUUGUAUCUCUGUAUACCUUGUGAAGAGAGCGAACAGGCAUGACGUGUGUGUACAGGAAGCGUAUGCGGACAAGGACUAGCCCGGAGGUAAACCAAACUGGCUCUUAAAGCCUUUUGCGCGUGGUUAAGGUAAACCAUCCCUUUCCCUUCCUCAUGGAAAGCGCGCUACAAAAGGACUGUUAUAUUCGUAUCUCAUACGUCGCACUCAAAGUCUAGGAUCUCGCCGAUCCCAAUGCUCGAGGUAAAGUAUAAAAUGACCUAUAUAUAUAAUGAAUCGUUCGUAUGUGCAUUCUCUGAAUGAGAGCGGCUAUAAAAGCGCAGAACUUGCAUUUUCUAACACGUUCGGAUAUAACUGAGAAUCCAUAUUUUUUCCGUGUAAAUCUAAUAUAUUACAAGUGUUACAGAUGUUUCAAACGUAAAAGACUCGGGAUUACGUUUAACGCUAGACGUGCAAUUACUCCGAUAGGGUUGAAUCGACAACAAAAUUGCAAAAAUUUUUUUUCUCAUCAGGCGCGUAAAAGGACGCUUUAAGGGCCGGCGCAAACCUGACGGGUGUCCAGGAAAUAACAAAUAGAGAGAGAAUGCAAAGUGAUCUUAUCCGCUUUAACGUCCGUAGGUUACGUAGGAUAUUAUAUUGUUAGGUGUAAUACUCUUGUACUCUCUAUGGCGCACGGGUACAAAAAGCGGCUACGUUUCCACUGAAAGGAAGAGGGAAGGGUAGGAAGGGGGUGAAGAUUUUUUAUAAUGGAACCGCGACCGCGCGCGGGGAUGGCGCGGCGCGACGCGAGGGGGGUAGGCUUAAUUAAACGAAUCGACCAGACACAAUGGGAAAGUAAUUAUUUGCCAACGACUUUCCGUUCGGAGGCGUUCAUCAGGCUUUUUCGUUCAUGUCAACAAUUAUCGCCAUUCGAAUAAUCGCCCCUGCAUUAAUUUUUGAUUGC